AUGGUCAGGCUUCUGACCCACCAGCUGGUCCUUACAAGACACCAGAAUCUUGCAGCCCAGAUCAAGGGUGCAGGCAUACAGAGUAUGCCACAGAUGAUGAGGGAAGAACAGUGCAAUAUGUAUGGUGUCCCCUGUGCAAAGUGUCAGAUCUUCCAGACCUUUCCUGAUGCACCCCCCUCAAUAACGACCCCAGUCCUAAUCCUUGUUGGAUUCGAAUGCACACGAAGAUUAUACAAACCUUCUGUCACCAUAACAACAUUUCACCACCAGCAGAUGGUACAGGAGCUUGUGUCAACGGAGUUCUCUAGCUUCACCACCCAUGUGCAGACCUUCUCCCAGACAACCAAGAUUGUGGGGGCAAGUGGAGUGGAUGUGACCAGGAAGGAGGCAAUGAGCAAGGUGGAGUUCUUCAGCAUGGUGACUGGAAGUCCCAAUAUCCCUGCAGGCAAGAGCGCUCCUGAGUUUGUGGAGAAAUCUCACCAGAUCACCUCACCAGAAGGGGAUAAAGCUGUUUUGAGCCCAGAUACACAAGGAGACCUCAAGCUCAAUGUCUCCUGGAAGAUGGAGAGUGGCCUCCCCAUCAAGGAGUAGGCCAAGAUAGCCUAUGACCGCAUUAACAAGGAACACGUGCUGAAGCUGGAACCACUGACCUCAGAUGACUCCCACAAACACAAGUGUAUUGCAAGUAAUGACUACGCAGGUGCCAUCUAUACGGUGUCCUCGCUGAUGACAGAGGAUAAGCAAGCCCCCUCCUUUUGAAAAAUGUUGAAGGAGGUGAGGGCUCCUCCUAUUCCUAAGAAGAAGCAGAAAAUAACAGAUAAGAAAGAGAUGCUAGAGAUUUUUUUGUCCAAGGUAACCAAGGCCUUUGAAAAGGUUUGCACAGAACAUGGUUUCACUGACUUCCAGGCACUGCUUAAGAAGCUCAAAGAAAAAAAAAAAAAAGAAGAAGUAGAGGCCUGCCAGAUACUGAAACCGCUAGAGAUAGAAACAAAGAUUGAUACCACAGUAGUUUUUGACUGCAUCAUGGAAAUGAAGGACCCCAAUGUCAAGAUAAUAUGGAUCAAGGGGCACCAGCCACUGAGGAUCCAGUACUCCAUUGGCAAGUGCCAUAUAAAGCAGCUGGGUACCAAGUACAUGUUGGUGAUUACUAAUGUCAACUUGAGUGGUGCUGGUACUUGCAGCCUGGCUGUCGGUGAUAAAAGGAUGAAUGCACAGCACACAGUAUUGGGUCUCCCCCACUCUUUGCUGCAGAUGAAGCCAGUGAAGGUGACAGAGUGCCAGACAGCUGUGUUUGAAGCCCACCUGUAAGAGCCCAACUUUAUGUGGAAGUUCAAUGGGCAGGAGCUGAAGAGGGAUGACAGGUAUGAAAUCUCAGUGUCUGAAGAUGGUCUAACUCACAUGAUUAAGAUUAAAGAUGCCAGACUUGGUGACAUUGUUGAGUUCUUAGCUCAAGCAGGGAACUUAGAGCAAAAGGCUCAGCUCACUAUUGACCGUGAAUAAUUAAGCAACAUUUCCAUCAAAUUUUUGAGCAACCUUAAAAAUGCACAUGUCAAAGAGAAGUGCCGCACAUGCCUUGAGUGUGAGCUGACUUCCAAGGAUGCAACAUUGCUCUGGAAGAAAGAUGGGAAGCUGCUGGCACGUGGCUCCAAGUACAGCAUGAACCAUGAGGGCAAGUGAGUGGGACUGGUCUUUGAGGAUGCACAGCUCAGUAAUGGUGGUGAAUACACUGUGGUGGCCAUGUAGGAUGAAGGCCUUACUGAAUACUUUAGCAAUGCCACUUUCACUGUGGAAGUGUCUCACCACAUGAAGAGUGGGAUGUCCAAUGUGCACACAGCCACUGGAGGCCCCACUGAGUGAUGCAUAGUGCGUAAUGAUCAGUAAAUGGAGGGUGUGUGGCUGAAGGAUGGUAAGGAGAUCACAGACUUGUCUGGCAUUCAGAUGGUAGAGCAGGGUGCAGUGCACAAGCUCAUCUUCGCCAGUGUAGGUCCAGAACACAAGGGCAGGUACACCUUCCCGGCCAAGGGUGCAGAGAGUAAAGCCUCAGUAUUAUUGCAGGUACUGUCCACUCAAGGUAGAAAAUGCUCAGUGAAACCUUCCCAUGACUUUCUCCUUUCCUCAUGGGCUCCUCUUCCCCUGGUAGGCAAGGCUUUCUUGAUUCCCUCCCCUCCAGAUCCACCUACCACCAACCCACCAAUCCUGAAGGCACUAGCUACACAUCCUGUGACUGUGAAGGUGGGCCACACAGACUACAUCAAGGUGCCCUUCCAUCCAUGGCUGCCCCAAGUGACAUGGUACAAGAAUGGCAUGGAGGUGACAGAGGAGGAGCACGUGACCAUGGAGCCUGGGGAAGACCAGGCAUAGUUCACCAUCUGAAACCGUGUACGUGAAGAUAGUGGCCUGGUCCUGCUCAAGCUCAAGAAUAACCAUGGCACAGCCACCACUAUGCUGCAUCUCAAUGUGCUGGCUGAGAAUCGUCCCAAGCACCCCCCCCCCCAGGGCCCAGUAGAAUUCCUGGGGCUCACAGCUAAUUGUGAGCACAUGAAAUGGAAAGCCCCGAAGGACAACAGAGGAUGCCCUGUGACCCAGUUCAUAGUGGAAUAAAAAACAGUUGGCAAGAGCUUGGUUAAGAUUGGAGAGGUGGAUGGUAAAGUCACCAAUUUCUCCACCAACAAAGUGGAAGAGGAGAAAGCCUACCAAUGUGUCCUGGCAGUCAAUUCAGAAGGUGUGAAUGACCCACUGGAGACUAUAGGAGUGGUCCCUGUUGGUCCUCAUUUUUCAAAUGAGGAAUAUGAGUCUCACAUGCAUCUUGCCCAAGGGUCACAGGUACUGCAUGGCCAAGUGACAUUUCAGAAACAUCUUUCUGAAUCCAGGACUUCUGCUGUCCAACAAAAAAGGACACUACGUCCCAUCUUUAACCAGUGUAAUCAGGUAGCUGUGGGUAGGGGUACAAUACAUCUACCCCAAGGGUUGCUGAAAGAUCUUCUAAAUGAUCUAGAGUUCCCCAGGCCUCCUAAAGACUUGAAGCUGUAUGAGGAAGUCCCUAAUACAGUGUCUCUGACCUGGAACCACAGCUCUGAGGAGGAGGAUGGUGAUGCCCACUAUGUCAUCCUGAAGCGAGCAAAGCGUGUCUUUAGCAACAAGUACAUGGUGACAGGGCUAAUCCCUGGAAGAAAGUACUACUUCAGAGUGGUGGUUCAAAAUGAAAUUGGUGACAGUGACCCGCUGGACUCCAAAAGCACCUGGCUCAUCAAUAAGGACCAAAUAGAGGACCUGAGCACCACACUGAAGUCCUACCAGCAUAAAGACUGGUACCACACACCCCGCUUCUUGACACCACUCAAGCCACACACUGUACUCUGUGGCCAGAACCGCACCGUGACCUGUGCCUUCCUUGGGAACCCACGGCCCAGUGUGACCCUGUAGGGUGAUGCCAACAUCACAGCUAACUCCAAGUUCUGGUACAACUCUACCAGCAGUGUGUGCACCCUUGUCAUUCCUACCUGCACCCUAAAGGACAGUGGCGAGGACCGCAUACUGGUGGGGAAUGAGCUGGGCAAGGAUCGCAGCAGCUGUACACUAUGGUGAGGGAGCCACCAGGAUAAGUUAAUUCUGGCACCGAUCACAGAAAAUACGCGGAAGAAAUCAAAACACCUUAUAUGAGCCCAGGCAUCAGAUGUUGUGAUGUAUGGCUUCUUUGUCCUCAGCAUGGCCACCUGUAGUCCAGGGUGCCUUCUGGUGUGUGUUAAUGUAAGCAUUCUCUGAAUAGUACAAUAAAUUCAUCAAGCUCA
Messenger RNA from Perognathus longimembris pacificus (Pacific pocket mouse), 3788 nucleotides. It is a transcript of the gene Igsf22, whose product is annotated as immunoglobulin superfamily member 22. The record is from RefSeq and is a predicted model, not a curated record. Gene Ontology annotation, molecular function: protein binding. Lineage: Eukaryota; Metazoa; Chordata; Mammalia; Rodentia; Heteromyidae.